Verticillium alfalfae VaMs.102 is the source of this 1302-nucleotide messenger RNA. RefSeq names its product integral membrane protein. The transcript is spliced from 3 exons. The record is from RefSeq and is a predicted model, not a curated record. Gene Ontology annotation, molecular function: inositol phosphoceramide synthase activity. Gene Ontology annotation, cellular component: inositol phosphoceramide synthase complex. NCBI's taxonomy places the organism in Eukaryota, Fungi, Ascomycota, Sordariomycetes, Glomerellales, Plectosphaerellaceae. The coding region runs from base 1 to 1302 and encodes 433 amino acids. Gene Ontology annotation, biological process: sphingolipid biosynthetic process; inositol phosphoceramide metabolic process.
AUGGGCAUCGGUGCAGCUGCCGAACCCUUGGUGGUCGUCACUCUUCUCUUUGGAGGAGCGUGGAUCAACCGUAGCAUUGGCCGCGACGACACAUACGAUAUCCAAGGGUGGACGGACGAGACAGUUGGACAGAGCGAGAUCAAAAAGUCGGACGACCAUGGCAGCCCCCGCCAAUCUGGUAGCAUGACACCAAAGUCCGAAGACUCGCUACUCUCCAGUUCCCCCACUCUGGGCCUGCCAGAAGAGCCCUUGCGCCGCGUCAGGAAGAUCAAGUUUCUGAAGUACGAGCGCCGCAUCACUACUCCUAACACCAGGAUACACAAGAAUCGCCUCCUCAGCCGGCUGCUACGAAAGUUUCCCUUCCUUGUGGAGGCCUGGUACUGGGCGCUCAUCUACUGGGUGUACCAAGUCGGCCGCGCCAUUACUGCGCUCACUCUUGUGGAAGGCACUGUUCACGUCGCCCGUAGACACGCCCUACAGGUUAUUCAUGUCGAGCAAAGCCUGCACAUCUUCAUCGAGAUUCCUAUCCAGCAGUUCUUCCUCCAGUACCCUACCCUGAUGCAUUGGAUCAACCGUAUAUACUCCUUUAUCCAUAUUCCGGGCACCAUCCUUUUCCUCGUUGUGCUGUUCUACCUCACCACCACUCGCCGUCGCCGCGCCAUCUCUUCCAAGAGAAACGGCAAUGACGCCCCCGUUUUGAGCUCCGCCGGCCCUGCUCUGUACGAGGCCCGCCGCCGCACCAUGGCUACCUGCAACCUGCUCGCCUUUGUCGUCUUUACCCUCUGGCCUUGCAUGCCGCCUCGUCUACUCAGCGACCCUGCGUACGAUGGUCCAGAUGCUGAGGAGUCCAAGAGCUUCGGUUUCGUCGACACAGUUCACAGCAGCACAGGCGAGAGCAGCGUCUGGACUACCAACAAAUUCUGUAAUCAAUAUGCCGCUAUGCCAUCCCUCCACUUUGGCUACUCACUCCUCAUCGGACUUACGAUUGCCACACUUCCAAUAGCCAACCUACGCACGCGCUCAUGGAAGCGUAUCGCCAUCAUGGCACUUGGCAUGUCGUACCCUGCGCUCAUCCUGACAGCGAUUGUCGCCACUGCAAAUCACUUCGUGCUCGAUGCUGUGGCCGGUGCGAUCGUCUGCGGCAUUGCAUGGCACGCGAACGGCAUCUUGUUGAAUCUUUUGCCGCUCGAAGACUACUUCCUCUCAGCGCUACGGAUGCACAAACCCAUCAACUGGACGGAUCCCGAAGUGUCAGUCAACGUCGGGGGUUGGAAACCUAGCUCUAUCAUUGAACAGGUGUAA